Messenger RNA from Pleuronectes platessa (European plaice), 4394 nucleotides. Its product is annotated as disabled homolog 2-interacting protein. The record is from RefSeq and is a predicted model, not a curated record. The coding region runs from base 63 to 3713 and encodes 1216 amino acids. Gene Ontology annotation, biological process: regulation of GTPase activity. NCBI's taxonomy places the organism in Eukaryota, Metazoa, Chordata, Actinopteri, Pleuronectiformes, Pleuronectidae. The transcript has 22 exons.
UUUGGAGACAGGUGAGUGAUGUCACCCUGUAGAUUUCCCAUCAUGCAUCUCUCUGCUGUGUGAUGCAGCCUGUUGCCAUGGAGGAGCUGGUCAGAAACAUGUCCAGGUGUCAGCACCUGGGCUGGAUGAACGUGAUUGAGCUAAAGAGCGCCUCCAUUCAUUGGCUGUCAUGUGGUCAGAGGGCGGAGCCUGAUGUGUGGAGUAAAAUGUUCUGCAUCCUGUCAGACGCACAAUUACUGCUGCUCAACAACCUGGAGGUUCAUCCUCUUCUUCUGGCAGAGAGGGCGGAGUCUUGUACAGUUUGGUUGCUAAGAUACACUUUGCAUGUGACCUCAGCCCCUUCUUUCUCCGCCCACAAAGAUGUUCCAGGGAGGGGUGUGCGCCGACAGAGCAUGUCCAGUAGCUUCGCUGUGGACACACCCACUGCCAGAGUGACGGGUUUUCUCUCUCGGCGUUUGAAACAGUCUCUGCGUCGAACUCGUUCACAACCAAAACUCUCUCGUCAGAGCAGCGUGAAGAAUGACGCCAUCACCUCCGCAGACGCCAGGUGUGUAAUGCAGCAGCUGCGUUGUGAUAGCCAGGAGUCAUUGCUAAGCGCCGGCUGUGUGUCGUCUCUGGAGCUCAGGAUGGACCAAUCAGUGAUCAUUAAACCUGUCCACUCGUCCCUGCUCGGACAGGACUACUGCUUCGAGGUAACAACCUCGACAGGCACCAAAUGCUUCUCCUGUCGUUCGGCGGCGGAGCGAGACAAAUGGAUGGAGAACCUCCGACGAGCCGUUCAUCCCAACAAAGACAACAGCAGGAGGCUGGAGAACGUCCUGACGCUGUGGGUCAUUGAGGCCAAAGACCUGCCCGCCAAGAAAAGGUACUUCUGCGAGCUGUGUCUGGAUGACAGUCUGUACGCUCGGACAUCAUGUAAACUGAAGACGGACAACAUCUUCUGGGGUGAACGUUUCGACUUCAGCAGCCUGCCGUCCGUCAGUGCCAUCACCCUCCACGUCUACAAAGACACCGACAGAAAGAGGAAGAAGGACAAGAGCAGCUACGUGGGUUUGGUCAACAUCCCUGUCCCCAUGGUGACCAGCAGACAGCUGGUGGAGAAGUGGUACUCGGUUAGCACGCCGAGUACCAGUCGAGGUAAGUCGUCUGUGCCCAUGGUGCGAAUCAAAGCUCGUUACCAGAGCAUUGUCAUCCUGCCGAUGGAGCAGUACAAAGAAUUUGCAGAGUACAUCAGCUCCAACUACCUGCUGCUGUGCAACACACUGGAAGCCGCCAUCAGCCUGAGAGCUAAGGAGGAGCUUUCCGCUGCACUGGUCCACAUCCUGCACAGCACCGGGAAGGCCAAGGACUUCCUCACAGACCUGAUGAUGUCAGAGGUGGAUCGUUGCCGAGACAAUGACCAGUUGAUCUUCAGAGAGAACACCCUGGCAACAAAAAGCAUCGAGGAAUACCUGAAGCUGAUUGGACAAAAGUACCUACAGGAUGCCCUGGGUGAGUUCAUCAAAGCUCUGUACGAGUCAGACGAGAACUGUGAGGUCGACCCGUCACGCUGCUCGACCUCUGACCUCGCAGAGCAUCAGGCCAACCUGAGGAUGUGCUGCGAGCUCGCCUUCUGCAAGAUCCUCGACUCGUACAGGGUCUUCCCUCGGGAGCUGAAGGAGGUGUUUGCGUCAUGGCGUCAGGAGUGUGGUAACCGAGGUCGACCUGAUAUCAGUGAGCGUCUCAUCAGCGCCUCAUUGUUCCUGCGCUUCCUGUGUCCUGCUGUGAUGUCACCAUCGCUGUUCGACCUGAUGCAGGAAUACCCUGACGAGCGCACAGCGAGAACUUUAACUCUCAUCGCCAAAGUCAUCCAGAACCUCGCCAACUUCAGCAAGUUCGGCACAAAGGAGGAGUACAUGCUGUUCAUGAACGACUUCGUGGAGCGUCAGUGGAGCAGCAUGCAGCGUUUCCUGCAGGAGAUCUCGAACCCAGACGGACUGAACCACACGGCCGGCUUCGACGGGUACAUCGACCUCGGCAGGGAGCUGUCAAGUCUGCACACCCUGCUCACCGAGCUCGACCAGGUAACACACUGUCUCCAGGCGUCUCUGUCGAAGCUCGGCCCUCUUCCUCGGAUCCUCAGAGAUGUUUCGACGGUGCUGGCUAACCCUGGGGUCGUGGUUAAUCAUGGGGGUGUGUCCUCUCCAGAGCCUCAGCGGGUAGUGUCACCGCCCUCACUCUCUCCGCCCCCUCUGUCUCCACCCCUCUCCCCACCGCUGGCCACCUGUAAUCCCUCCAUUGGCCUGCAGGGAGGCGUCGGACUGGAUGGAGGCUUGGUGGACUUUACCAGACUUCCGUCUCCAACUCCAGAAAACAAAGAUUUGUUUUUUGUCACUAAAGGGUCAAGUCUUCAGCCUGCGUCAGGCCUGCAGGGCUCUCCGGCUCCGAGCUCUUCCUACUCAGAGCCCAAUGAGAACGAGGCUGCCUUCGAAAUGACCAAUGGAGCCAGGAGGGAGGGGCCAGAGCUAACCAAUGACAGCCGCAGUCGGUCUCUGGUCGACCUGCAGGACUCCUCCCCUAGCGAUGGCCUGGAUGACAGCCAAUGGCAGCGCAGGACAGGGCUCCUCCCUCUGUCCUUCCAGAACCCGGUGUAUCACAUGACUACCACGUCUCCACGACAACCACAGCAGCAGACAGAAGCCACGCCCCCGGACGGCUCCCUGGGAAACGCAGACGAGAGGAUCACCAUGGCGACAAAACCGGCUUUUCUUACCCAGAUGUCCGUGGGGCUGGGCGGGGGGGAAAGGACGUCGGCCAUGUCGAGUAGCAGCAGCGGAGAAGAAUACUCGAGACGAGCGCUGUCCCUGACGGACACGCUGACAGGUGGGCCCACCCCCCCUCGUCAGAACUCGUCAGGCCCUCAGAGACGCAUUGAUCAGCCUCCCCCCCCCAACUCCGCCCCGCCAGGACCCCCUCGAGGCCGGACACCUCCCAGCAUGCUCAGUGGCAGCGGGGGCUCCGCCUACCCACCCCGCCCCGCCUCCGGCAGCAUGAUGUCAUCGAGCCCAGAUUGGCCGAGCAGCGGCCAGACGCGGCUGAGACAGACGUCGUCCUCGUCCAAAGGAGACAGUCCCGAGAAGCCCCGCCCUGCUGCCAAGGCUCCCUCUCCCUGUGCGUUGGACAGAACAGCUGCUUGGCUUCUCAACAUGAACUCUUCUUCUUCUUACUGCGAGGCGGAGGACGAUCGCCAUGACGACGCCCUUGUGGAAAAAUACCAGCAGGAGAUUGCGUUGCUGCAGGAGAAGUUGCGUGUUGCGUCUCUGCGUCAGGACGAGUGUGAGACUCGUCUGCUGGUUCAGGAUCAACAGAACCAGAGGAUGCUGCAGGAAUACCAGUCUCGUCUUGAGGACACAGAGAGUCGACUGAGACGACUUCAGGACGACAAAGAUCUUCAGAUGAACAGUAUCAUCAGCAGGUUGAUGGCAGUAGAGGACGAGUUAAAGAAGGACCACUCGGACAUGCAGGCUGUAGUCGACUCCAAACAGAAGAUUAUAGAGGCUCAGGAGAAGCGGAUAGCGAGUCUGGACGGGGCGAACUCCCGCCUGAUGGCGGCGCUGACGCAGCUGAAGGAACGCUACGCCGUGACAUCACAGAGGAACGGGCUGUCUCCUAGCAACACGUCGUCCCUGCAGAUCACGGAGAACGGAGAGUUCCGCAACUCCAGCAACUGCUGAGCUCAUUGGUUGUGACAGCUGGGAGGGGGCGGGGCCUGAGGCAGAACUAUCUCAUCAAACACACCAUUUUUUUUACAUCCAUCAAUUAACACAAUCAACCCUCAGCUCCUCAAGUCCGGCUCCGCCCCCUUUCCUAGGUUAUGAUCCAUUUCCUGAUUUUGAUUUGCAUGUUUCUUAACAACAGCUGACAUCACAUCCUGUUUCCUUCCUCUGGUCCAAUCAGAUUUACUCCAAAUGUUUAUGGCUCAUACAUACAUCGAUCAUUUUUAAAAGAACAGUCCAACACUGUCGUCUCAGUUUCAUGUCUGUGUACAGAGACAGGUCCUGGUCAGCCUAGCUUAGCAUUAGCCGGGAAGCAGAGAGAGACUGACCUAGUUAGCCUAGCCUAGCUCCACAGAGCACAACAUUAAUGGAACUGUUGCGUUGUCGUCGCUUCCUUAGCGUCGAACGUUGUUGUUAGUUUUGUGUUAAUUUUACUGAUUUUAAUGUAAACAUCAGAUUCUAUUGUGAGACAGUAAAAACUAUAAAUUGUGAUGAAAUGUUUAUGAGAAAACACACACACACACACACACACACACUGUCACCUGCUGGACUCUGUUGCUCGAUGUUGCUUCUGUCUCUGUAUUUAUUUUCUUCUUAGCGAUAUUUAUCAAUAUUUAUAAAAGAUGCUCCAAUAAACUA